GUUUACUUUAGCAGGGAAUGGUUACCAAAAUAGAUCCUAAUAUUGCUACUAAUAGUACCGUAUACCCCUCUCAUAGCCAACCGGUAAGCGACCGUAUAGAGAGAGACAGGUUAUGCUACAUGCUGGUGGAUUCUAGGACCAACCAAAUCCAUUUGAUACAAGUAUCCUAGUGCGGAUCUUCGGACAGCACUGUUUCAAGGACUCUCAACCCUGUCGUUUCAUUGUUUAUGUCAACUAGUGACUAAAUAAAGCUUUGGCUCCGGAAAAGUAAUCAUAACCUUAACAAUAGUCCCAAGACGGAUAUAAAAACUUCACCAGACCUUCCGUCAUGUUGACAGGUCUCAUGCUUCCACACGACUACUAAGGUUUCUGGCUAAGAUUUUUCCUUUCUUUCUUUUCCUCUUUCUCAUUUCAAACUCCGAGAGUGACCCUGGGCUUGGUAUGCUUUGACCCUUUGGAAUCUCAAUCAAGGGGGGAGAGGAUCUUUCUUGUCGUCACUCUAAUAUACAAACUCUUCCUCUUGGAUGAAUUGGUGUCGAUGUCCAUUUCUUCUCCAAGGUCGCGGCCCCGUGCUGCCACAGCCAUGCAGCCAGCCACUACAUCGUCACCGCUCUCUUCUCGACAUCCGUCGCAAAUGAUGAGUCCUCCAGCUUUACCACUUGCCCCGGUCGCGUAUUCCGGGAGUUCUCCUCCUGGAGAAAAUGAUCAUGAUAGCGUAAGAUCAGCAUCCGGCCCUCUGCGCCAUCCAAAGCCUCUUACACCGUCCGACAUUCACUCAAUGGUUGAACAAGAACAAGAGGCAAUGGUUAAUCGCCUAUCGAGAGAGCUGUCUCUCCUUCGACAACAAACUGCUUCUGUAGCAUCGACAACUUCUUCCACCUCAGCUACCCUCAAUGACCCGGUAGAUGGUUUGCACUCUUCCUCCUACCUCAAUGCCUCGGCGUAUCCCACAGCAUCACGACGGCAUCGUUCAUCUUCAAGCCUGAGCGCUUCCUACAUUCCAGCCGUCCAAGGGUCAAGAACAGGAAGCGGUGCUGGGAUCGCACCGUUGCGAGAUAUUCCUCUUUCGUCACGUCCAGGUCGGAGUCGAGAGCCAUCCUUGACCUCUCUUCGUCAGUCGGAAGGAGCACUACCACUGUUUCCCACAGCAUCGGUACAGCAGCCGCAAGUUGAUCAGUUUUCGAAUCACACCUCCCAUCGCAACUCUCUCUCUCAACAACGGUCGCGAACUACUUCUGUUUCUCGCCCGGAUGAGAUAGCACGACAGCGUGGGGAGCUGGAGGCACUAAAGCGCGAAAAUGAAGGACUACGGCGCCGUGUUCGAGAUCUCGAGGGGAUCCUUAGAGAGCACCGAGAACGAGAGUCGGCUUCGACAAAUCAAACGGCAACUGGCACCAUUUCCACAGACACAGAUGAAUUGGACAAAGCUUCCAUAACAGGAGCGGGUGGUACGAAGUUAAAUUAGCGAAAAGACCCUCUUAUCAUUGUUGAAUUUUGUUAUUUAGGAAGGAAGGGAACAAGAAUUGGUUUCAGAUAAGUGCUACGGAAUUAACGACUCAUCUUCUCUCACCUUCUUACAUUUCCCUUCACUUGUUUGCUUUAAUUGCCCGCCGAUCUAUUCUGCGAAAAAUAGUAAAAGCUAUU
Messenger RNA from Aspergillus alliaceus, 1644 nucleotides. RefSeq lists its product as uncharacterized. The transcript is spliced from 4 exons. Lineage: Eukaryota; Fungi; Ascomycota; Eurotiomycetes; Eurotiales; Aspergillaceae. The record is from RefSeq and is a predicted model, not a curated record. The coding region runs from base 539 to 1465 and encodes 308 amino acids.